Molecule: messenger RNA, 780 nt
Organism: Metarhizium brunneum ARSEF 3297
Lineage: Eukaryota; Fungi; Ascomycota; Sordariomycetes; Hypocreales; Clavicipitaceae
Gene: pcn1
Product: Proliferating cell nuclear antigen
Biological process (GO): translesion synthesis; leading strand elongation; mismatch repair
Cellular component (GO): PCNA complex
Molecular function (GO): DNA binding; DNA polymerase processivity factor activity
Source: RefSeq, a predicted model, not a curated record
AUGUUGGAAGCACGACUCAAACAAGCUAAUAUCCUGAAAAGGGUCGUCGAGGCCAUCAAGGACCUCGUCCAGGACUGCAACUUUGACUGCAAUGACUCGGGCAUCGCCCUGCAGGCCAUGGACAACUCUCACGUGGCCCUCGUCUCCAUGAUGCUAAUGCGCGAUUCCUUCGAGCCCUACCGAUGCGACCGGAACAUUGCCCUCGGCGUGAACCUGACGUCCCUGACCAAAGUGUUGCGCGCCGCCCAGAACGAAGAUGUACUCACCAUCAAGGCCGAGGAUGCCCCCGACGUCCUGAACUUGAUGUUUGAGAGCAGCUCAAACGACAGAAUCAGCGAGUAUGACCUCAAACUCAUGGAUAUUGACCAGGAGCAUCUGGGCAUUCCGAACACUGAGUACGCUGCCACCAUUGAACUGCCCUCCGCCGAGUUUCGACGAAUCUGCACCGAUCUCGCUGCCAUGUCUGAGUCUGUCAGCAUCGAGGCCAGCAAGGACGGCAUCAAAUUUGCCUGCAACGGCGACAUUGGCAACGGUUCCGUCACCCUCCGAAGCACUACCAACACCGAUAAGCCCGAUAUGGAUAUCAAGAUUGACCUCGUCGAGCCCGUGUCCCUGACCUUUUCUCUCAAGUACCUCGUCAACUUUUGCAAGGCCGCCCCGCUGUCGCCCACGGUCAAGAUUUGCCUGUCGAGCGAGGUGCCCCUGUUGGUCGAGUACCUUGUAUCUGGUAGCAGUUAUCUGCGCUUCUACCUGGCGCCCAAGAUUGGCGAGGACGAGUAG